AAUACCAUACAACUUUUUAGUGCAGAGAUUCAUGGUCUCCUCCAUAUUUUCAGAUAUAUCUCAAUAUAACUUUGUUUCCAUGAAGUUAUCACCCUACAUCAAUGCAAUCACGAUCACAAUUUUCGCCUCUUCUCUUGUUCCAGCUUAUUUCAAUGCUCAAGCGAGUAAUGGAACUACGAAAAGAGAGGAAGCACAUGCUCUGCUGGAGUGGAAAUCUGGUCUGGACAAUUCUAGUCAAGCUCUUUUAUCUUCAUGGCAAGAGAACGACCCUUGCAUAUGGAGAGGGAUCGGCUGUGAUGGCUCAGGAAGUGUCUCAGGGCUUAAUCUCACGAACAUGGGUUUGCAAGGUUCGCUCAGCAAACUUAACUUCACUGCUCUGUCAAAUCUAAUUAGCCUCAAUCUCUCGGCAAACUCACUCUACGGCUCCAUUCCUCCAUCCGUAGGUAACCUCUCUAAGUUGUCCACUCUGUCUAUUUUUAGCAACUCACUCUCUGGCACAAUCCCUCUUGAAAUUGGUAAGUUGAGCAGUCUAAGCAUUCUCUACCUUGACGGGAAUCAUCUCCGGGGAACUAUCCCGGAAGAAAUGGGAAUGCUGCACUCUCUUUCAAGCCUCACCCUGUAUGACAACAAUCUCACAGGUCGUAUUCCUACUACUAUGGGAAAAUUGAGCAACUUAACCUUUCUUGCCUUGGGGCACAACAAUUUCAUAGGGCCGGUUCCCCCAGAAAUGUGCACCCUAAGUUCUCUCACCUUCCUUUCUUUCCAAACGAACAAAUUAACUGGUUCCAUUCCUUCGUCUAUAGGAAAUCUGAGCAGUCUAAACGUCCUUAAC
This is a messenger RNA of Eucalyptus grandis, 832 nucleotides long. Its product is annotated as probable leucine-rich repeat receptor-like protein kinase At1g35710. Gene Ontology annotation, molecular function: protein binding. Lineage: Eukaryota; Viridiplantae; Streptophyta; Magnoliopsida; Myrtales; Myrtaceae. The annotation marks the transcript as partial. The transcript is spliced from 2 exons. The record is from RefSeq and is a predicted model, not a curated record.